Messenger RNA from Xenopus laevis (African clawed frog), 1508 nucleotides. RefSeq names its product 5-hydroxytryptamine receptor 3A. Lineage: Eukaryota; Metazoa; Chordata; Amphibia; Anura; Pipidae. The coding region runs from base 1 to 1503 and encodes 500 amino acids. The record is from RefSeq and is a predicted model, not a curated record. The transcript has 10 exons.
AUGACUCUACACUUAACAUCUCUGCUGCUCUCAGCCAUCUUACUGGGUGGAGUUCAAAGUAAGCGUAUGUGUUCCUUCAAUGAUGUGCUACAGAAUAUCAGUCUGGGAAGUAUUCCAGGUCCAGGUGUGCGACCGGUGAAGGACUGGCAGACACCAACACAAGUUCUUGUAGACAUGACACUGUACACUAUUGUUGUCUUGGACACAAGUUCCCAAACACUUAUAUCAUAUAUCUGGUUAACUUUGCCAAUCAAUUUUCCUCAGCCCACUCCAGUGUCUGAACUAACAAACAUUGGGACAGCCUGUGUGCAGACAUACGGAGUAGAUUUUGUUGCAAAGAAACUUCUGCUUAUUGUUGGAAGUGACGAAUGGUACAAUGACUAUAUUUCCUGGGAGCCAGAAGACUUUUGUGAGAUUAGGAAAAUUGUUACUGUGGGAGAUACACUUUGGAAACCAGAUUUAUAUAUUUAUGAAAUGACAGAACCAGAUGAUAAAGAGCCAGUGAUUCCUUACUACACUAUACACUAUGAUGGCAAAAUCACUGCUGCCAAGCCUUUGAGGAUCAUCAGUUCCUGCAACAUUGAUAUCUUCAAGUUCCCAUUUGACACACAGACUUGCAACCUGACCUUUGGCUCUUAUGUUUACUCUGAGACAGAUAUUAUCAUGCUUCCGAAAUUCUAUUCCGCUGAUGUCAACGCACACUGUUUGAGUGUUUUUGUUAGCAAAGGAGACUGGAAUUUGUUGAACGUCAUAGUGAUGAACCAAAGUCUGAUUUCUGAUGGAGAAGCAUAUAGCAAAGUUACCUAUAUGAUAACACUAAAACGGGCCCCUAUUGUUUAUGUGAUUAAUAUCAUCAUCCCAGCUUGUUUUAUGGUUUUCCUGGAUAUUGCCAGUAUUUUCAUACAGAUGGGCUCUGGAGAAAGGCUUGGCUUCAAAAUAACUGUAGUUCUGGGGUUCUCUGUGCUCUUGCUAAUCUUAAAUGAUAUGGUGCCUAAUUCUGACAGCCCCCCUAUUUUAGGUAUAUUCUGCGCUCUUUGUCUGGCUGUAAUGGUGACCAGCAUAAUUGGUACUGUUAUAAUCAACUACAUGAUGACAUUGUCAGACACGCAGCCAAACGUCCCUAACUGGAUAAAGACUUGGAUCCUAAAACAUUUAGCAUGUCUCUUGCUUUUUAAGUUGUACAAAAAUGAAAAAGAUCUUGUGGUCUCUGUAGACACAGAUCCAAAUGUUAAGAACACAGAUAACCGGCCUGACAUGGAGCUUAAAAAAAAAAGUAAAGACUCAGACAAAGAGAUCAAAGUAAAUCUGGAAGUGAGGUUAUUAAAAAGAUUGUUGGCUGCAGUUCUAAAGAUAAACCAAGACCUGAAUUUGUCCAAGAAUGGGCAGGAUGCCACAUCAGAGUGGUACCUGGCUGCUAUUGUAGUGGAUAGGCUGAUUCUAAUUUUGUAUUUAAUUAUUGUCAUCAUAAUAUUCUCUGUUGUUGUUAUUGUCUGGGCAAAAUAAAUUAU